CGAUCGAUGACUGACUUCAUACAUGUCUAGUCUGUCUCUUGCACUGAAUGCCUACGGUCUUAGCCUAUCAUUUCAUUGAAUUUAUUGACAAAAUAAUCUCUGCUAGAACCAAAGAACUGACCAAGGCAUAGCUACAGUAGCACUGACGCUCUAGCUCUUGCGAAUCUGACAAUGGAUCAGCUUUCAUUUUGACUUAAUAUUGCAGACUGCUUUAUUUGUACGUGGUCUGUAAGAACGGUUUCCAAGUGCAUAUCAAGUGCUCACCGAACUCUUGUACGAGCUCAUUUACAAACUUCUUUUCAAUAAUUUUUCAAGGAACCACGCUCCAAUGUUUUGUCAGUUUGAAACCUCAUCAAUAACGUGUGAGUGACGGAUUCUGUCUUCAAUGGCACCCUUGAACGAGUGGAGCACUAUUGUAGUGUGUCUCUGUUUGUGGCAAGUUGCCUCAGGCAUUCCUGUUCGGCUCACCAGUAAACAUACAUAUCCCAACAACCAAUCCAAUGCUGGCAGCGUCGAGGUUUUGUACAAUGGAACCUGGGGAGCCAUAUGUGACGACUACUGGGGAAUCAUCGAUGCCCGCGUGGUUUGUCGGGAACUCGGUUUUACAGAUGCCCUGUCUGCACCAUGCUGCUCAGCGUUUGGUUACAACGAAACCAAACCCAUCUGGCUCGAUGAUGUUCGAUGUCAAGGCAACGAGACAAACAUAAGCCAGUGUGAUAGUAAUGGUUGGGGAAAUCAUGACUGUGGAUGGCAGUCUCAUGCAAACGUGGUAUGUCGGCCAAAUAACUUUACCAAAGGCUUUAAGUUCCGUCUUGCUGGAGGCUUGGUCCCUUAUGCUGGCCGAGUAGAGGUUCUGUAUGGAGGAGUCUGGGGCGAUGUAGACAACUAUGGCUGGGAUCUCAACGCUGGUCACGUGAUGUGCCGAAGCCUUGAUUAUCCUGCGGGGGCGCUGACUACAGUCACCCACUCUCCAGGCAUUUUUCCAGGCACGCCAUCCAGUGUCAAAUGGAUGGAUAAUAUUCGUUGUCUUGGCAACGAAUCGUCUCUUGCUGAUUGUCAAUUUGAUAUUGAGACGAGGAUGGUUUCUAGUGGUUUUAACGGUGGUGUGGUGUGCAAUACAGGAAAUAACACAGUUUACCAAUUCAGACUGGCACAUAACGAUAACACUCUGCUUUCAUAUGCUGGCCGCGUUGAAAUCCAAGUGGCUGGGGUCUGGGGUUCAAUUAACAGCAUUCAAUGGAAUCUCGCCGCAGCCAACGUGACAUGUAGACAACUGGGCUACCGUGCAGGCGCGGAAAUGGCCAUUCUUGGAGCGACGGUGGUUUUUAAACUUAGAGCAAGUGGCAAUGAAUGGAUUCCUAAUAUUCGAUGUUCAGGGUUUGAAAACUCGCUGAAUGAGUGUAACUACUCGAUUGAGUUUGGGCGUUCAUAUGAUGACGCAGGAGUCGUGUGCUCGACGAACCAUUCCGACACUAAAUAUCGCCUGGCGGGAGGCACUAAUUUCUCUGGACGAGUCGAGAUUAACAACGCAGGAGUCUGGGGAACAGUUCACAAUGCAGGCUGGGACAUCAAAGCUGCCAAGGUGUUAUGUACGAGUCUGGGCUUUAAAGGGGUUUCUCACGUGAUCAAGUUUGCUGCUGGUCCCUUUGGACCCGGUUUUGGGCCGUUAUGGCUGAGGGACUUGAAGUGUGAAGGGAACGAAUCAAGUCUAUGGAAGUGUAGACAUGCAUUAGUUGUGCAAGACUCUUUCAGCCAUGACUAUGAUGCUGGUGUUGUGUGUGAAACAAACUCAAAACAGACUGCCCUGGAAAACAUGAAAAUUCGACUCGACGGAUCCUACUUUGGCCGAGUAGAAGUCUGGUAUUCGGGAGUCUGGGGCACAAUCAGCGGCGAUAACUUUACCAAACAAGAUGGUGACGUAAUUUGUCGCCAGCUCGGCUUCCCGUACUCCAUAGAGGCUUUGGGGUAUGGCGCAUUUGGUCCGGGGACUGGGCCUGUGUGGUUGAGCAAGAUGAGUUGUGCUGGUAUCGAGAAGACUAUCUCUUCUUGUCCGAUUGGUGGGUUGAGCUCUGUGUAUCCAACACACGUGAACGAUGCUGCUGUGAUAUGUAAGACAAGUAAAACUGUGGAUAAUGAUUUUUCACUUCGUCUCGUCGGUGGAAACACCAGCGGUCGCUUGGAAGUUCAGUACAAAGGAAUCUGGGGCAGCAUUGUGCACGUGAAACGAGACCAGCUAUCACGUUUUGGACACGUGGUUUGCAGACAGCUCGGUUUCUUAGGCGUGCUGACGACAUUAUGGAAUGCAGCUUCCAUAUAUGGAAGUGGUAAUGGACCUGUUUGGAUGACACAUGUUCGUUGCCUUGGAAACGAGUCCAAUAUUGGAGAAUGCUACUUUGAGAAGAAUUAUCACGGCGCUUAUCCUGAGGUUGGAGUACUGUGCAAUCAAACAAGGCUGCCACGUAUUACGACCUCGAGCCCCACAAGUCGUACGACUUCAAAAGGCACAACUGCUCAAGUUCAAAUCGAACAUUCCACUGACGGCCAAUCAGGAAUCAACUGGUUUAUAACAGUUGGGCUUCCUGUGCUUUUUGGACUGCUGGUCUGUCUGAUAAUCUUGGUUUGCUAUGUGCGGGUCUACAGAGAGAAAAGAGGAAUGUACGAUACCAAUAAUGAAUUCAUAAGGAUGGAUGACGUCACGGGGUAUACAGAAAACAGCGAUCUUUCGUACUCGUUUCGAAACUUAGCCCUGGAGAACGGCGACGACCGCUGGACAGUUAAAGGGUUACCAGACGAGCGGGACUGGUGGGAGAUCCCUAGAGGUUGCGUCUUACUAGAUGUAGAUAUUAGCUCUAACAAUAGAACGGUUAUAUACAAUGGGAGGCUGAAGAAUGACGGGGGAAUAAUCAGGGACUGUAUGGUGAAGACAGUUCGAGAUCCAAAUUAUAGUAGUUAUUCUGCGAAUUUAAAAAACGAACUCAUGACAGUUUCUCGUCUGGACAAGCAUCCAAAUAUCCUGUCUCUGAUUGGUGCUUGUACAUUUAGGGGACCUUUGCAGUUGGUUUUUGAACGCCCACAGAAUGGUAAUCUAUUGCGAUAUCUGCAAAGUCACCAGACGACUGUAGACAGUAAUGCCAAUAGAUGUGAGAACAAAAGAUGUUCUCUACCCAAGGCAGAGCGGCUUAGAAUAGCUAUGGACGUGGGUAUCGGCAUGAGAUGGCUCGCUGAUCAAAAGUGUGUUCAUGGUAAUCUAGCGGCAAGAAAUCUUUAUCUUGGUAAGAACGGCACCGUUAAAAUCGCAAGUAUUGGGACACCACGUGACUCCAAAGUAACCAAGGACGAUGUGUGUUUGAGGUGGAUGGCUCCUGAGAGUAUAAAAAACAUGAACUUUUCUACUAAAAGCGAUGUAUGGUCAUAUGGAACUCUAGUAUGGGAGAUAGAAACAGGAGGUUCAGUUCCGUACUCUGAUAUAAAACCCUUUGAAAUUGUUGACAAAUUGAAAACUGGAUACAAACUGCAUCAGCCAUUGAAUUGCUCAGACGACCUGUAUGCCCUCUUAAGUAACUGUCGCCAUGACAACCCAAAUAAAAGACUGGACUUUACUGAAAUAUGUGGCACGCUUGAAAUACUGAUCAACAAGGAGACGGCAUGCUAAAUUGAUCCCACCAACCAUGUGGGCUACCUGUGGUUGGUCAGAUCCCAUUGACUUGAUUAUCAGGUAACGCGAAGAGAAGCUGAUCCAAUGUGGGUUACCUGUGGUUGGUCAGAUCCUACUGACUUGAUUAUUAGGAAACGUGAAGAGAAGCUGAUCCAAUGUGGGCUGCCUGUGGUUGGUCAGAUCCUACUGACUUGAUUAUCAGCAAACAUGAAGAGAAGCUGAUCCAAUGUGGGUUACCUGUGGUUGGUCAGAUCCUACUGACUUGAUUAUUAGGAAACGUGAAGAGAAACUGAUCCAAUGUGGGCUACCUGUGGUUGAUCAGAUCCCAUUGACUUGAUUAUAUCAGGAAACACUAAGAGAAGCUAACCCCACCCGCUAUGUAGGCUGCCUGUAGUUGGCUUGACCAGUUGAAUAACGAAACGUUUGUCCUACGUACCAAAUGAAAUUCACUGAUUUACCUAUUUUAAAAACGUAAUUUUUGGAUAACCUAAUUAAUUUUUAAAAACAGCUUAAAAUAUAAUACUUUAAAAUAUUGUCAAUAAACUAUACAAUUUUUAUUAU
Actinia tenebrosa (Australian red waratah sea anemone) is the source of this 4216-nucleotide messenger RNA. Its product is annotated as scavenger receptor cysteine-rich domain-containing protein DMBT1. NCBI's taxonomy places the organism in Eukaryota, Metazoa, Cnidaria, Anthozoa, Actiniaria, Actiniidae. The record is from RefSeq and is a predicted model, not a curated record. Gene Ontology annotation, biological process: protein phosphorylation. Gene Ontology annotation, molecular function: protein kinase activity; ATP binding. Gene Ontology annotation, cellular component: membrane.